AUGGACAACUCUAUUACCCGCACUUAUGUGGGCACCACUAUGUAUAUGGCGCCUGAACGGAUUCGCGGUGGAAUCUACAGGAUGGAGUCGGAUAUUUGGAGUUUUGGCUUGUCGCUGUGGGAGUUGUCUAUCGGUCAUUUUCCUUUUCAUCUGCCCAACGAUACGUUAACCGUUAAUAGUGUGCCUGAUUUCACAGCUGGUAUUCAGCGAAUUGAAGGUCAUUCGGAGAAACUGUGUCGACUAAUCAGUGGAUGUCUGGAACAUGAUGUGAAACGGCGCUGGAAAAUGAACGAUUUGCUUGAAUCCACUUAUAUCAAGGAAGCAUGGCCAAUUGAUCAUAAUGUAAUCGCGGAAUACAGAAACUAUCAACAACCAUAUCUGCUAGACAACAAAAUGAGGAGCAUCGCCCUGACGAAAGUCUUAUCCAGUCCAAUCAGUGAUGCUGGUUUCUUGAAAGGAUGCGAACUGUUUGUGGAAGACCAUAUCGCGCAGAAAACCUAUUUUUUGAACAGAGAAGGAAUAGUUAUAUUAGAUGAUAAGCUCCAGUUCGAAACAACAGUUCCAUGUAGUGACCAGUGCGAUUCUUUCGAGCCCGUCAAUAUUGAGGUUCUAGCAGAUAGUAGUGAAAUUUGUGUGAUAAUUAACACCGGACAGGUCCUUACUAUAGAUGCGGAAUCGCACACGAUGUGCGCCGCUUGCUUCCUGGGUGAAGAGUGUUCGGCCGCUUCAUGGAGUCCCGAUCAAAGUGCUCUUGUCGUAAUAGAAGGUGACCGAGUGGUCUUCUAUAAUCGCUGUUUCGAGCCUUUCGCUAAGUGGGAAUUCUCGAGUUCAGACGAAGGCAAAGAUGCACUCGUUAGCGUAGGCUGGGGAGCAGCUGAGACACAGUUUCAAGGCAGCGCUGGAAAAGCUGCACGUGAAAAGAAGACACCCGUUUCAAAGGUUGCAUAUCCGAAUGAUACUCGCGCAUCUCACAUAAGAUGGCGUGCGGAUGGUCUAUAUGUGCUAAUAUCGUUCUACGAACAACAAAGUGGGGAGAGACGAGUGGCGGUAUUUAGUCAGGAAGGAGAAUUGAUGGCACGUUUGAAAAACCUGGAAUCAGUCGAAGAAGCUAUUGCUGUCCGACCAAACGGGAACUACAUUGCAACGACGAAGCUUUCUGAUGUUGGCAGAACUAUGGUGUUCUACGAAAGGAACGGUGAAAAACGUCAUGAAAUGGUUUUGCACGGUCCAGGUAGAGAAAGACAGCUCGUCGCUAUGCAGUGGGAUGUAGAGUCCUCCUGUUUAUUUGUCCAUCUACGUGAUGAAUGUGUCGAUGAAGUUGAAAUCUGGACUGUGUCUAACUACGACUGGAAACGACAAUGGUCAGCACGCUUCGACCAAAAGGUUAUGCGUAUCCAAUGGGACUCCGAAAAGGCCCGUCAGUUAUGUAUGCUCUUCGAAGACGGAACUUAUUCACGAUUAACUUACAAUCUUUCACCCAUUGUCCUUGGUUCCACGGCUUUAGUUAUUGCUACAGAGCAGCUUCGUUUCACCGACUUUGAUCGUUGUCCAAUUCCGCCACCAAUGUGUGGAUUUGUGGUGCCAGCGAAUGGAGCUGUCCAUGCUGUGGCAUUUGAUGGGAACCGUCUAGCCGUACUUUGUUUGGAUUUCAGCGUGCACUUUUGGUCAAAAUGA
Necator americanus (New World hookworm) is the source of this 1674-nucleotide messenger RNA. RefSeq lists its product as uncharacterized. Lineage: Eukaryota; Metazoa; Nematoda; Chromadorea; Rhabditida; Ancylostomatidae. Gene Ontology annotation, biological process: MAPK cascade; tRNA wobble base 5-methoxycarbonylmethyl-2-thiouridinylation; protein phosphorylation. Gene Ontology annotation, molecular function: ATP binding; protein binding; MAP kinase kinase activity. The transcript is spliced from 15 exons. The record is from RefSeq and is a predicted model, not a curated record. The coding region runs from base 1 to 1674 and encodes 557 amino acids. Gene Ontology annotation, cellular component: cytosol; elongator holoenzyme complex.